This is a messenger RNA of Paramacrobiotus metropolitanus, 894 nucleotides long. Its product is annotated as splicing factor 3B subunit 4-like. Lineage: Eukaryota; Metazoa; Tardigrada; Eutardigrada; Parachela; Macrobiotidae. The transcript is spliced from 2 exons. Gene Ontology annotation, molecular function: RNA binding. The annotation marks the transcript as partial. Gene Ontology annotation, biological process: positive regulation of mRNA splicing, via spliceosome. Gene Ontology annotation, cellular component: nucleolus; U12-type spliceosomal complex. The record is from RefSeq and is a predicted model, not a curated record.
UUUGUGCAGGCAGCAGCGCACCAGAAGAAUCUCGAUAUCGGGGCGAAUAUUUUCAUCGGGAAUCUGGAUCCGGAGGUGGAUGAGAAGCUGCUGUACGACACGUUCAGCGCCUUCGGCAUGAUAUUACAAACUCCCAAGAUUAUGCGCGACCCGGAGACGGGCAAUAGCAAGGGCUACGCCUUCGUCAACUUUGCCAGUUUCGAGGCGUCGGACGCGGCCAUCGAGGCCAUGAACACGCAGUAUCUGUGCAACCGCGCCAUUUCCGUCUCCUACGCGUUUAAGAAGGACUCCAAGGGCGAACGCCACGGCUCGGCGGCCGAGCGCCUCCUGGCCGCCCAGAACCCCAUCGCGCAGGCCGACCGCCCGCAUCAGCUCUUCGCCGACGCGCCCAACGCCGGCGGCGGCACGGGGUCGGUCACGGCGGUAGCCCCGCCCCCCAUGACCCCCCAGGCGGCCUACAACACCUUCGCCAAUGCCGCCGCGCAGAUGAUGCCGCCCGGGAUGAUGCCCAUGCCCUUCUACGGCUUCCCCAUGGGCAUGCCGCCGCCCCCGCCCGCCGGCAUGCAGCCGGGACCGGGCAUGAUGUUCCCGCCGCCGCCGCCCCCUCCCGGGGCGUUUAUCCCCCCGCCACCCCCGACCGCCACGCAAUGAGCGAUUUUUUCCUUUGAUUUUCCUGUGUUUUAUUUUGAUUCGCUGCUUAUUGAUUUUCCUUUUUUGUUGUUGUUGCGACUUAAUCAGCAUUUUUAAUGUAUUUAUCUGGUUAAUUAUGUAAUAGAAACAUUAUCGGGAAAUUCCAUAAAACGUUAUUACGUUUUAUACGUUUGUAUUUAUUUUCACCGAGUUCAUUUUUGGCUUUAUUUUGCACCGUAAUUGGCUUGCAGUUCCAAAAUAUAC